AUGGAGAAAUUCAUGGAGAGUCCAAUGAAGAACAAGUUUAGAGUCAAAGGUGUUGUUCUUAAAGGAAGUGUAAGCAGCCUGUGGCGUCUAAUAUACAAAGGAUCUUCACCGAAUCUGUUCAUGGAUGGCCAUUCCGUAGUGGUUGAAGGUUUCAUAAAGCCGUUUAUUGUUGAAGCGAUGAAGGAGGUUUCCCCGAAACUCUUUUCUCAAACAGAAAGAAACCCCAACUGUUUUCGAAGCAUUUAA
Messenger RNA from Eruca vesicaria subsp. sativa (arugula), 246 nucleotides. The record is from the annotation of a GenBank genome assembly. Lineage: Eukaryota; Viridiplantae; Streptophyta; Magnoliopsida; Brassicales; Brassicaceae.